CAGGCCAGUAGGCAAGGCUAAGCCAAUCUUAUCAGCCAACAGAGCCUCCCAUGUCUCUAGGCUCCAUCGGGAUCCAUCCAUCCAGGCCUGAACCAAACCAAACCUCCAUCCGUUGGUUGUGUCACGCUUGUUGACCCUCCGGCUCCGUCUUCGCAAACCGCUCCUCCUUUCUCGCCAUCCCGGUCGCGUCUCUCGUCGUCCUCGUCCAUAAAGCCCCCGUGGAUGCGACUCGCUGGGCUCGACGACGCCUCCGCCUCCCCCGUGUUUCCGCCCUGUUCUGUCGUGACACCGACUUCGUGAACCCACUUGACUCGAUUCGAAUCCGGACGACACACGCCCUCACUUUCCGACCUCUGGCAGUCCCCUGCUGCCGGCCAUUCCGCUUCUCCCACAGCUGUGAGCUGCGAGCAUUGUUUCGUCUACAGGGGCCGCGAGCCUCGCAACCAUGUCCAAGAAGGACACCCUUCCCCCGAUGGACCCCUUCUCGCCCGCCCAUCAAACCGACGAGGGCUACUCCGAGGACCCUCUCAACCCAUCCGUCAACCACGACCUCCCAGCGGCCCUGGCCAGCUUGAGAUCUCCCGCCGAUCUCCCAGCAUGGCUCGCCGCCAACAUCUCUCUGCUACCCGUUCAAACUCGGACUGAGUUGACGAUGUCCCUUCUCGACCAACUUCCUACCUCUGUCAUCGCAGAAAUCGUCCAGCGACUAAAUCCUAGACUAUACAUCGACUUCAUCCGAUAUCUCCCCGCUGAGAUCUGCCUCAAAAUCCUCAGUUACCUCGAUCCCGUCUCCUUGGUCAGUGUUACACAGACUUGUCGCGCCUGGUUCGAUUUGGCCUUGGAUCGAAAGCUAUGGGAGACUCUCUAUCAUCUGGAGGGCUGGAAAGCCGUCUAUAGCGAAAUUGAUAGCUGCGAAGUCAAGGUCAACAAUGGCCUGAGCGUGUCGAUCCGCCAACUGCACCGUUUGCAGUCGGUGCAAGACGCCCAUCCAAACAAGAUCCGUGCCAUCGUUAACGGGGAGGAGGACCUUGAGAUGACUGAUGGCGACCGCUCACUUAGCUUUAGCGAGAGUUUUGCUGGUGGAAGCAUCUUCGGUAGCCCCUCAUCAUCCUUUGCGUCAAAUCGACCAGUCAUCCUACCGUUGGGAGAGAUGGAUCUCGACGGCGCCAGCUCUAAAGGCAAAAGCGUCGACUGGAACCACUCAUCAUCUUCUGACGGCAAAGGGAAGCGCAAGGAACCAGGCGGCGAGGCUGAUUUGACCCCUCCUCCAACGUCCACCGCCGAAGCCUUGGGCACCAUGCCCCCGUCGUCGCUCUGGAUCUGGGACGUCAAUAGUGCCCGGUAUCGAAUUAAUUGGAGAUACCUGUACACCAUGCGACGUCGACUCGAGUCCAACUGGGAACUGGGUAAGUACUCGACAUUUCAGUUCCCCCAUCCGAGUUACCCGGAAGAGGGACACCAAGAGUGCGUGUACACCCUCCAGUUCGACAACGACUAUCUUGUCAGUGGUAGUCGUGAUCAGAGCAUGAGGAUUUGGGACGUCCACACUCGUCGGUUGGUUCGACCGCCGCUGACAGGUCACAUGGGUUCUGUGCUUUGCCUUCAGUUUGAUGCCCACCCAGACGAGGACCUGCUUGUUUCGGGCAGCAGUGAUUCUAACGUCUUCAUCUGGAAGUUCUCAACUGGUGAGCUGAUCCAAAAACUAACGAGGGCCCACCGUGAGUCGGUGCUGAAUGUCCGCUUCGACAAUCGGAUCCUCGUUACAUCGUCCAAGGACAAGACAAUCAAGAUCUUCAACCGCCACCCGUUGCGACACGGUGAUUUGGGCUAUGGUGGACAUGAGCUUGUCAAUCCCGUACCCACGAACCUGCGACGAUACGGCUACGAACCGGACCUCGCUCAAGAGCUCCCCAUUAAGCCGGCCUUCUCGCUUAUUGGCCGUCUAGACGGACAUAGUGCAGCUGUCAACGCCAUCCAGGUGCGUGACCGAACCAUUGUUUCUGUGUCAGGGGACCGGCACAUUAAGGUCUGGAAUUGGCCUGAGCAGGUCUGCACCCAGACUAUCCCCGCACACGAUAAGGGAAUCGCGUGCGUCGAAUUCGACGGAAGGAGGAUAGUCAGCGGUAGCAGCGAUUUUGAAGUUUGCAUCUUUGAUGCCCCGACAGGUCUCAAGGUUGCACAACUGAGAGGACACGCUCACCUGGUCCGAACAGUCCAGGCAGGCUUUGGCGAUCUGCCUUACAGCAAGUACGAGGAUGAAGCAGAAGCCAAGGCAGUAGAUGCCGAGUACUUCCGAGCCGUUGAGGCUGGAGAAAUUGAUCACAAUCUCGAACGAAGACGCCGCCGCGGUCGUAGGGCGAAUGCCGGCAGCUCGCGACCUGAGGAUCUCCAGGCAUUUGGGGCUAAGGUUCCCCCUGGAGGUGGAGGUGGGAGGAAGUACGGUCGCAUCGUGUCUGGGUCAUACGACCAGAGCAUUAUUGUCUGGAGGCGUGACAAAGAAGGUGUCUGGAAGCCUGCUCAUCACCUCCGCCAAGAAGAGGCUGCUGCCGCCGCCCAGCGCGAUGUUGCUGCUGCAACGACAGCCCUCUUAGCAGCCCCUGGAGCUGCUCAAGGUCGUCCACCUGUUCGAAUGCCAAAUUCCAAUAACAUCCCUGGAGGACCGGUGCUUCUUCAACCCGGUGGAUCUUCCGCUGCCCCAGCCUCCCUACGCGAUCAACACGGAGAUGGCUACCGCAUCGCUGGCUCGUACAAGGACCUUAUUGACCAGGUUGUGCCUCUGGGUGUCGUCGCCCUGAGGCAAGCAAUGGCCAUGUAUCCCGUUAUUCUGGCCCACCAUACAUAUCUACAGUCGACCAUCGAACGCGAACUGUCACCUUUCGUUCGAGCACAGCUCAGGAAGGCGGUAACAGAUGCCUUGAUUGCUAUUCAACUCAACCAGGUAGCUCGGCAGCGGGCAGCGCAAGCGGCUCAAGGAACCUCAGGGACCCAAGGGACCCAAGGGACUCAAGGAGCUCCAGCUCACGCUGCACAGGGUGCGGCGGCCGUCGCCGGACCAAGUGUCCCUGCACCAGGUACUCCCGUUCAUCCCUCUGCCAUCCCGCGUGCAGCAACCGUCCCUCCCAUGGGAGCAAACGCUCAAUUUCAACUACCUCCCAUUAUCCAACCCGCCGUUGCUCAGCCUCCCGUUGUUGCCAAUAUGCAACCCCAAGGCGCACCUCCUGCUGCACCACCUCAGGGGGCCCAGGCGCAGAACCCAGCGCAAGCGGCCGCGCAACAAGGGGCGCAUCACCACCCGCACAUCGCGGCAGCCGAGAAUGCGCCUGCUCGAGUCUUCAAGCUCCAAUUUGACGCGCGAAAGAUUGUCUGCUGUAGUCAGGCACCUGUCAUCGUGGGUUGGGACUUCUGUAACAAAGAUCCCGAAUUGGAGGAGGCGGUGCGGUUCUUCGCCACGGUGGACUGAGAGACUGUCCUGGCACGGGAGGCAACACCUAUAUCUCUGGUUGACAACGGCACCGAGAAUAGGGUGAGGAUUUGGUUUAGCGAUGGAGUUUCGAUUCGUUUCAAUAUUAAGGGACCAUCAUCAAAUGCGAUGGGUGUUUGGUUGCUGUAAAAAAGACUUGUAUCACAUAUCAACCUGGUAAACAUUGACAUAAGUCAUGUGUACGGCAUAGGACAAACCGAUUCCCUGGAUGGGGAGUAUGGUCGCAUGGAACAAACAAAAUGCUAUCAAUAUGAAUAUAACG
Molecule: messenger RNA, 3743 nt
Organism: Ilyonectria robusta
Lineage: Eukaryota; Fungi; Ascomycota; Sordariomycetes; Hypocreales; Nectriaceae
Exons: 2
Coding region: 446-3460 (1004 amino acids)
Molecular function (GO): protein binding
Source: RefSeq, a predicted model, not a curated record